Messenger RNA from Lethenteron reissneri (Far Eastern brook lamprey), 1561 nucleotides. RefSeq names its product inorganic pyrophosphatase-like. Lineage: Eukaryota; Metazoa; Chordata; Hyperoartia; Petromyzontiformes; Petromyzontidae. The record is from RefSeq and is a predicted model, not a curated record. Gene Ontology annotation, biological process: phosphate-containing compound metabolic process. Gene Ontology annotation, molecular function: magnesium ion binding; inorganic diphosphate phosphatase activity. Gene Ontology annotation, cellular component: cytoplasm.
AUGGUGACGGCAGAACACGUGGUGACCACGAGCACUGUGGAGGCGGGGAUAGGGGCGUGUCGCUCGAUUGCGCGCACGACUCGGUGCCCCGUGUGUGUGUGUGUGGUGGCGCAGGUGUGCAACCGUGGCGAGGUGGUGAGCGUGAAGGCGCUGGGGGUGCUGGCGCUCAUCGACGAAGGGGAGACGGACUGGAAGGUCAUCGUCAUCAACGCCGACGACCCGGAGUUUAACAACAUCAACUCGCUGGCGGACGUGGAGAGACUGCGGCCCGGAUAUCUGGACGCCACGCGCAACUGGUUCCGAGUUUACAAGAUUCCCGAGGGCAAACCGGAAAACUUCUUCGCGUUCGACGGCAAAUUCAAAGAUAAGGACUUUGCGGAGGAGGUCCUACAGUCGACACACCGCUUCUGGCGAUCCCUCAUCACCGGAGCCACCAGCCCGGGCCAGCUGGACUGCACCAACACGAGCGUGGACGGAAGCCCCUUCAAGCGCGACCAGAAGACAGCGCAGGCCGCACUGCAGGCUAACCCUCCCCUCGGUGCUCCCAAAAGCAUCCCAGUCGAGGUGGACAAGUGGCACUACCUGAGCAGGUAGGAGUGGCAGAAGGAUGUUACUCCAGGUGGCGCUGGAAGACGGUUCAAAUCGUACGGAAGACGGGCCCCAGCAAGAAUGUCAAGACUCCGUUGAUCAUGCACGGGUGGUAGCAGGUUUAAUUGCGUUUUCACAAGGGUGGUGAUGUGCACAAGGUGUUGAGAGACAGCAGGACUGGCUAACAGUCUCGGCUGGAUAACGAGCUGUGGUGUUCCGCGAGCGUGUGGUUUUGCACGAGAGGCCGCGACUCCACAUCCGUCAACGUCGUUAAGGCUGCGAUUUCGUCACGGACGUUUUUCGUAAAAAAAAAAAUCACGGCCGAGGUGCUGGGAAAAAUUAUAAAACUAUUUGUGGACACGUCAUGGAACGUGGUGCGGCAAAGCAUAUUCCUGUUUCGAAAAUAAAAUGUGUGUAUUUGUGAAUACAAAAAAAGUCAUCGCUGCUCAGAAGUUAAACAUUUAAUUUAAUCAAGUGGCUAUUUUAGGUAAUUUGCUUUUUCCCCCCCCUCUUUGAAUAGACUAUGAUAUAACUGAUUCAAAUACAUUGAAAUACGGGGAUGUCAUAGGGACAGCGCCUACCACCCUCCCCCCAUAACCACGGUCUAGAAAUCGGUAAUUCCAUACGCGUGAUGUAUGGCAGUUCUUCAAGGAAAUAAAGGAAGGGCCCAAUGUAAUGUUUCUACAGUAAUUUCCAAGAUUGCGGUGAGGGCUUCGUCCAAAUUCACCAUUUCUGUGACCCCCUGCUGACCUCCGUGAUGAAACCGUUGCCUUGGUGAUUAACCACGAACACGCCGAUGGAGAUGACCGGUCGGGUUCACGUGGACCCGAGGCAGCGCAGUCACUGCCACAGGUCGUUCCUCGAGAACACUUGCAGAUUAUUUAACGAUUUUUAUAAAUUGGUGACGUAAUAUAUGAUUUUGUCAUGGUGAGAAAGGGAAAGGUGUUGUCAAUAAAGUUUAUUUUAAAAUGUA